AUGCAGAGAUGUAAAGAGCUUAGUCGACUUCCUAGGGCCCCUCAUUUUUCCUCCUUACUAUUUCGGAAACAGAGCCCCGCAUCUUCCUCCGCCAUCCAACCUCUACAGAAAGCGGCAACUGUCCUGGAUCCAGGUCAUCCGGCUGCCUAUCUGCCAAGGAAAAUUCUUCCUCGUUUUCGCAAUAGCGUUUUCAGUGUGACGGCCACACCUUUUGGUUUACUUGAACCGGAGUCCAUUCCGUGUCAACCGCCGUUCGAUGUUUCCUUCGAAACAUGGGCCGAGCGCAUCUCACGGUCUUUAACUGAGCCUAUAACAAAUGGACUCGUCGGUCCAAUUCUUGCCCCAGUUUGUUUGCCCAAGUAUCAGAAACGCGGACGUCUGCCUAUGUCUUUGGUCACGGUAGUAGGGAAGAAGGCAACAAGCAAAAAGAAAGUUGUUCGCCUGAGGAUCAUAAAUAAAGUCAAGAAUGCAUUGAACUUGGCAGUCACACGAGUGGCGGAAGUAAAGGAUGGAAAGCUUGUUCUUGACGAAGCAUUGUCACGAGAGAAUCUUAUAUGUCGAGGCUGGACAUACUCUGUUUAUCCCAGCCUUGAAGUUUAUCGGAUGUCUUUUACUGAGCUUAUCCCGACGGUCCUCCAAGCUUUAAGAAGCAUACACAAGCAGGUAACUGAACUAGAGAAUAGUUGGGCACAGAAGUCUUUUGAAAAUCAACUUCAUAAAUCAUCUACUUGGAACAUCACCCAGCAUUCUCCUGUGUCCAGCAAACUGCCCCUCAAAACCGUGACUUCUCAUGAGCGCAGAAAUCGUCGACUUCUCGAUGCAGAAAUGAAUGAUCUGACAGCUCGCUCACCUAUGUCUUCUGGAGAAUGGCCUUCCGAAAGGAGCACAAUGAGCGAUGGGACUGUAUCUACACAAUUUCCAUCGCGGACGGAAUUCAAACCAUCCAAAUAUCCUGAAGAGAAAAACAGAUCGGCUGGGAAAGUAGAAGGACUAUCUCAGUUACUUGCACGCAUCAGUUCGGCAGCCCCUCAGAUGUACCAGAACGAGGGCGAAAAUUUGUUGGAGGAACAUCAGUCAAGCCACGUCGACAGCCUUGCAAGUCAUCCUACUAAUACCAACCCUGUGACAUCGAAGGACCUACUUCGUAUUCGCCGUUCCCGUGAAACUCAAGUCGCCACGUCAUUGAAGGAGAAGGUGUUUGCUACUCGUCCUAUCGUCGGCAACAUUCCCCAGGUCAAAGAAAAAUUCAGGUUCAAAGACAGCGUCUCACAUAGGGAUCGGCAAAAACGUGAACGAGAAAAAUCCGAAAAUUCGUCGCGUUGGGUAAAGACAAGGAAAUCUCAACCGUUUGACCUCUAA
This is a messenger RNA of Lentinula edodes (shiitake mushroom), 1359 nucleotides long. RefSeq lists its product as uncharacterized. The transcript is spliced from 6 exons. The record is from RefSeq and is a predicted model, not a curated record. NCBI's taxonomy places the organism in Eukaryota, Fungi, Basidiomycota, Agaricomycetes, Agaricales, Omphalotaceae. The coding region runs from base 1 to 1359 and encodes 452 amino acids.